Molecule: messenger RNA, 606 nt
Organism: Fusarium pseudograminearum CS3096
Lineage: Eukaryota; Fungi; Ascomycota; Sordariomycetes; Hypocreales; Nectriaceae
Exons: 2
Coding region: 1-606 (201 amino acids)
Source: RefSeq, a predicted model, not a curated record
AUGGCUCCUAUAAUACCAAUACCACAAGCCGAGCGCCCACCUGAUAAGCCCGUCCCUAGAGGACCUAAAUCUCCAGCUCGGACUGCGCAGAUACAAUCGCAGAAUCGAAGGCGUGAGUAUCUCGCUCGGCAUCCCUCUUACUUUGAGAGCCUUGAGCAUGAGCUUGCUGAUCCUGUGCUAUAUGAGCGGCUAGUCAAGAGGCUCCAGACAGCUUCAGAGCGUGAGGCUGAGGGCAAAGCAAAAGGCUAUGGCCGGACGCUGGAGGCUGAUCUACAACGAGGAGAAUCCAAACUCACUCAGCUCAAGGAAGGCGACGGAGCCGAUAAUUCAAUUGGUGAUCUUGAGCAUCCCUGGGAGAAGCCAGCUACCGACAAGGCUCAUGGUAUGCUCUUAUGGCAUGCCUUCCUUGAAGAGCGGUUCGUCCAUGGCCUGGACGAGGAUUUCGACUAUAGGCCAGUCGAUGCUAAUGAAGAUCUCGAUACCAUGCUUAGACGAGAUGCUCAAGAUGCGUGGUUUGACGAUGAAGAACCAAGCUGGAUAGAUGAGGAUGAACCAUCGAUACAAGCAGCAAGGCGGCAGGGCGAGACUGGCGUCCAGGACUUUUAG